Messenger RNA from Vicia villosa (hairy vetch), 860 nucleotides. Its product is annotated as protein RGF1 INDUCIBLE TRANSCRIPTION FACTOR 1-like. Lineage: Eukaryota; Viridiplantae; Streptophyta; Magnoliopsida; Fabales; Fabaceae. Gene Ontology annotation, molecular function: zinc ion binding. Bases 134 to 760 code for a protein of 208 amino acids. The record is from RefSeq and is a predicted model, not a curated record. The transcript has 4 exons.
UAGGGUUACUCUUUCUCCCCUUUCCUCUACUUCUGGGUUAAGAGUCAGAUUCAGCUGCUGAUUGAAUCUGACUCUUCAUUGAAUUUUAAUAGGCGCGAGAAUAACGAAGGGUGCUUCUUUUACAAAAAUCAACAUGGAUCAACAUGGGACCCAAAGUAAUAUUAUAAGGCCAGUGUGGCUUAAGGAAUUUCUUGGGGGUAAUUUCUUUCAAUCAUGUUCUCUUCACCAAACACGUAGAAAUGAGUUAAAUAAGUAUUGUAUUUAUUGCAAUAAGUUAUGCUGUCAAUUUUGUGUAUCUUUUGGUCUUCAUCGCCAUCAUAAGAUGCUUAAAGUGUCUAGACAUGUUAACAAGGAUGUUGUCUCCCAGCGUGCAAUGGAGAAGUACUUUGAUUGUUCCCAAAUUCAGACAUACAAAAGCAACAGGCGAUUGGUUGUUUCUCUGAAUCCUCUCGAUCUCUUUGAGUUAUCACCAAAUGCUGAAGAAUCAUGCAAAGCUUGCAGCAAAAAGUUGAAUGAACCUCAUUUAUAUAGCUACUGCUCCAUUUCUUGCAAGGUUGUAGCACUUUCGAAAAAGCCUGAACCUGAGGAUCCUGCUAGCGUAAUAAUAAUCGAGUCUUCCUCAGGACCUUCUAGCGGGAGUCCUCCUCAUUCUCGUCCUCGUCCCUGUCCUCUUCUUCGGCAAACACAGGAGAGAGCUCCUGAACCUUCCAAAAGAAAAAGGAAAAGAAAGGGAAGCCCCCAUAGAAGCCCCUUACAAUAAAAGCUUCAAGUGGUUCACAUAUAUACUAUUCAUGUUGUAAUGAAGUUUAAAACUAUUUUUUAUUUUUGUUUAAUGAUUUAUAUCUCCUUAUUAUUAUGGA